AUGGAUGAGGACUGUGCCAAUCCCCAGCUUCUCGGCUGGGUCAAGGAGUGGCUCAACCAAGCCCGGGAGCGCAACUCUAAAGGCAUCACGACAUAUAGACGCGCUUACGACGCACUCAAAGCAUGCCCCCUCACAUUUCAGCACCCUUCAGAGCUUCAGCAGCUCAAAGGCUUUGGCCCUAAACUUUGCGAGCGGCUGGAGGCGAGCCUCAAGAAGCAUUGCCAAGAAAACGGGCUACCUAUGCCCGAGCAUCCGCGAAUGAGAAAACAGCGAGCACAGGAAACGGAAGGCGAUGCACAGGCUGAAAGCAUCAAACCUAAGAAGAAGCGAGCGCAAAAAGCGUACGUGCCGACUCUUCGUUCCGGGGCCUAUGCUCUUAUCAUAGCGCUUGCGACCCUCCCGGAGGACGACUCGACUGGCCUCACCAAGACGGAGCUCAUCGAAAUCGCACAGUCUUAUUGUGAUGCAUCAUUUAGUGCUCCGAGCGAUCCCACCAAAUUUUACACGGCGUGGAGCUCAAUGAAGACUCUGGUGCAAAAGGAAAUGGUUUAUGAGCGCGGUCGCCCGCUUCGUCGCUAUGCACUGACGGACGAGGGCUGGGAAGUUGCGAAGCGUGUAAAACGAGCAAAUGGGAUGGAAACCGAAGCAUCCGGAAGCAACAGUAUCACAGGAAAUAUUCCCUCGCUCCCGCCUCCUGCAGAGAGGACACCGUCACUGUCGCCCGAGCUGGCGGUCAUAUCCGAAGCUCAACGACUUGUCCGCAACACGGUGCCAGACAGUCCUCAAGCAGCCAACGACAGCUCUAUACCCGAAUUCUCGUCCAUCCGGCUCCCACCCGGUUCCUUCACCGUGCAUCUGCUCCUCGACGUGCGCGAAGUCCGGGCCAAGACGGACCGCGACUACAUACAAGAGGAGCUCGCCAAGCAGGGCAUCAAGGCCAUCAUGCGCAACCUCGAGGUCGGUGACGCGCAGUGGAUUGCCAAGUGCAGCGACGCGUCGCUGCUGGCGCGCCACGGCGCCGAGGGCGAUGAGGUGGCCCUCGACUGGAUCGUGGAGCGCAAGCGCCUCGACGACCUCAUCGGCAGCAUCAAGGACGGCCGCUUCCACGAGCAAAAGUUUCGGCUGCGGCGCUGCGGCGCGACGCGCGUCGUCUACAUCAUAGAGGAGAUCGCCAUGGACGCCGCUGCGUACAGCCGCUACGAGGAGGCCGUGCAGUCGGCGAUUGCGUCGACGCAGGUCGUCAACGGGUACUUUGUGAAGCGGACCGCCAAGAUGGACGACACCAUCCGCUACCUCGCGCGGCUGACGCGCAUGCUCACGGCGCGGUACGAGCGCCACCCUCUGCACAUCAUCCCGACGAGGGUGCUCACGGCGCAAAACUACGCGCCGCUCCUCGCGCACCUGCGCGCCUCGCAGCCGGACGUCGGCCACUACGUCACGUACGGUGCGUUCGCGUCGCUCGCGUCCAAGUCGGAGACGAUGACGCUCAAGGACGUCUUCCUCAAGAUGCUCAUGACGACGCGCCGCGUCACAGGCGAGCGCGCGCUCGAGAUCCAGCGCCGCUGGCGGACCCCGUACGAGUUCGUGGACGCGUACCGGAGCUGCGGCCCCGGCGAGGCCGGCAGAAAGCGCAAGGCGGACCUGGUCUUUACCGAGCUGGGAUACCUCGUAGGCAGGAAGAAAUUUAGCAAGAGCCUCAGCCAGAGCAUCGCCGAGAUUUGGGGCGACUAUGCUUGA
This is a messenger RNA of Cordyceps fumosorosea ARSEF 2679, 1737 nucleotides long. Its product is annotated as DNA repair nuclease, XPF-type/Helicase. Gene Ontology annotation, cellular component: Holliday junction resolvase complex; nucleus. Gene Ontology annotation, molecular function: crossover junction DNA endonuclease activity; DNA binding; 3'-flap endonuclease activity. The coding region runs from base 1 to 1737 and encodes 578 amino acids. Gene Ontology annotation, biological process: DNA catabolic process; mitotic intra-S DNA damage checkpoint signaling; resolution of meiotic recombination intermediates. The transcript has a single exon. The record is from RefSeq and is a predicted model, not a curated record. Lineage: Eukaryota; Fungi; Ascomycota; Sordariomycetes; Hypocreales; Cordycipitaceae.